AUGGCCUCCUCUAUUCGUCUCGCCACCCCCACCACCGCCCACCACUUUUCCUCCACCACCACAACCACCUCGCCACCCCUUUCCCUUUCACCGCCAUUAAAACCCAAACUCAAAACCCCUACAAUUCGUUCCCGCCUAAGCAAAAUAUGCCAGGAAGGCCAACCUCACUUAGCCCACCAACUGUUCGACACAAUUCCCCGCCCAACUACCGUCGUUUGGAACACCAUCAUUAUCGGUUUUAUUUGCAACAAAAUGCCACAAGAUGCCAUUUUGUUCUAUGCCCAGAUGAAAAAAUCCGCUCCUUAUACUGUGUGUGAUAACUAUCCUUACUCUUCGGCUCUCAAGGCUUGUGCCGCAAAACACAAUUUGGAAAUCGGUAAAGCUGUUCAUUGCUUUAUUAGGGGCUUAUUGAACCCCGGUAGGAUUGUGUAUAACUCUCUGUUGAAUAUGUACGCUACUUGUUUGAGUUCUGUGGUGGAUAGUGAAAUUGGUCGGUGUGGUUAUUCUGAUUUUGAUUAUUCAAAGUAUGAUUUAGUUUGUAAAGUGUUUGAUACAAUGAAAAGGAGAAAUGUUAUUGCGUGGAAUACUAUGGUUUCAUGGUACGUAAAGACAGAGAGGUAUGCAGAAGCGGUUAGGCAAUUUAGGAUGAUGAUGAUGAAGGGAAUUAGACCCAGUACUGUUAGUUUUGUUAAUGUUUUCCCGGCUUUGUUGAGUUUAGGGGACUAUAAGAAUGGUAACGUACUUAAUGGAUCGCUUGUUAAAUUGGGAAGUGAAUAUUUGAAUGAUUUGUUUGUUGUGAGUUCGGCUACUUUCAUGUAUGCUGAGCUUGGUUGUAUUGAUUUCGCUAGGAAGAUUUUUUACUGUUGUUUGGAGAGAAAUACUGAGGUUUGGAACACUAUGAUCGGUGGGUAUGCACAGAGUAGUUCUCCUGUUGAAGCUAUUGAGCUUUUCAUUGAAGCUAUGUUAUCAGAUGAAAUUGAUUUUGAUGAGGCGACUUUUUUAUCGGUCUUAACUGCAGUUUCACAGUUGCAGCGAUUGAACUUAGCUUAACAGCUGCAUGCCUAUAUAAAGAAUUUGGCAACAUUGCCAGCUAUAGUAUUAUAUGCAAUUAUUGUCAUGUAUUCAAGAUGCGGCUUUGUCCAUACAUCAUUUAAGGUUUUUGAUAAUAUGCUGGAAUGGGAUGUUGUUUCUUGGAAUACAAUGAUUUCUGCUUCUGUUCAGAAUGGAUUGGAUGAUGAAGGAUUAAUUCUUGUGUAUGAGAUGCAGAAACAACAAUUUAUGAUUGAUUCUGUUACUGUUACUGCAUUGAAAGGAAAUACGUGGACGAGUGGACAUAAAAAGUCAAACUUAUCAUUUUCUCAUUAG
Messenger RNA from Pistacia vera, 1365 nucleotides. RefSeq names its product pentatricopeptide repeat-containing protein At3g22150, chloroplastic-like. Gene Ontology annotation, molecular function: protein binding; RNA binding. NCBI's taxonomy places the organism in Eukaryota, Viridiplantae, Streptophyta, Magnoliopsida, Sapindales, Anacardiaceae. The record is from RefSeq and is a predicted model, not a curated record. Gene Ontology annotation, biological process: RNA modification.